CCCAUCCACCGUAACAAAGGACAUAAGGAGGGAAAUCCCAUACCAUCAAUUUCAAACCAUCUUGGAGAGAUGAAAGCUUUAUAGCGGGAUUUUACCUUGCUUCCCGCCAUUGAACCACACUCCUCUCCGCAGCUACCAACAACACCUACAAUGGCUUCUUCCUCCGCUUCACUGUCAUCCAAAACCAGAACUUUAAUCGAUAUCUUCCAGCCAGCGCUUUCCAAACGCUUAAAAACUUCACAGACAUUGAAAACCCUAGCAACCAACGACGACAAAUGCGAUUCAGACCUCACAUUGGCUUCCUCUUCCACUGACAUGUCUGCCUCCCAGAUAUCCCGCAUGGAAACCAACAAAUGGAUGGCCAGAUCGAAGCGCAAUCUCAAAAUUUGCUCAGAUAGGGUUUCCAAAUGGGAGAAUGGAUGUAUGAAGUUGGAGGAGCUUUUGGUGGAGGAGACAUGGUUCGAAGCUCUUCCUGGAGAGUUCGAGAAGCCCUAUGCUCUUAAUCUUUGCAAAUUUGUACAGACUGAGAUUUGCAGUAGUGGUGUCCCUAUUUAUCCUCCUCCUUCUUUGAUCUUUAAUGCUCUGAAUUCUACCCCUUUCGAUAGGGUCAAAGUUGUUAUUCUUGGUCAAGAUCCUUAUCAUGGGCCUGGUCAAGCUAUGGGUCUUUCAUUUUCUGUUCCUGAGGGUGUUAAAAUCCCAUCUAGUCUUCUCAACAUAUUCAAGGAACUGAAGGAUGAUCUUGGUUGUUCCAUCCCAUCCCAUGGAAAUCUCGGGAAAUGGGCUGUUCAGGGAGUCUUGUUGCUUAAUGCUGUUCUCUCAGCAACAUCUAGGACAUUGAACCAGAAACUCUUCAAACACCACCAAACUGUGAUGAUGAGCAACAAGGCUGACAUAGUUCGAGAGCAUCAAGCAAACUCUCAUGCGAAGAGAGGAUGGGAACAAUUUACUGAUGCUGUCAUCAAGACAAUAUCACAAAAGAAGGAAGGGAUAGUCUUUCUACUUUGGGGGAACUCCGCCCAAGCGAAAUUGAGGUUAAUUGAUGAGAAAAAGCAUCACAUUCUCAAAGCAGCGCAUCCUUCUGGUUUGUCUGCUAACAGAGGCUUCUUUGGUUGCAGGCAUUUUUCUCGAACAAACAUACUACUCAAGGAACUAGGUACUGCUUCCAUAGAUUGGCAACUUUGAUCCAAGCAUGUGAACCAUUGAAGUUCAUUUUUUGUGGAUACACUUCAAGAUCUCCAGUCAUGCUCAGACCUGCUUGCUCGAUGACUUUUCGUUGAAUUUUCACUUGUCGAUUCACCGUUGUUUAAGUGUCCAGAUGCCCAUCCUUUACCUUUUUGUAUUGUAGUGUUUAUUCCUGCUGUUUGAUAUUUAUCCCAAAGUAGCACCAGUUUAUAAAAUAGGGUAAAAUUAGAAGUUAGUCUAUCACACCACCAGUGGUUAUCAUAAAUCAGGCUAGAUGUUCCGUUGUACCUAAAUUUUGCGAUUCUCUCAAUCCUAUCGUGGGAAGUGGGAAGAUUCAUCUUAGUCCCUGUGGAUGGAAAAUAUGGGCAAAAGACUAACUGCCCUUCACGUGCUUUCAAUAGUAAAGUUGUAAUUUUGGAGAAGGAAAGAUGACUUAUAAAACAAAAAAAAAAAAAAAAAGAAGAAAAA
Molecule: messenger RNA, 1650 nt
Organism: Cucumis melo (muskmelon)
Lineage: Eukaryota; Viridiplantae; Streptophyta; Magnoliopsida; Cucurbitales; Cucurbitaceae
Product: uracil-DNA glycosylase, mitochondrial
Exons: 6
Coding region: 151-1182 (343 amino acids)
Biological process (GO): base-excision repair; base-excision repair, AP site formation via deaminated base removal
Cellular component (GO): mitochondrion; nucleus
Molecular function (GO): uracil DNA N-glycosylase activity
Source: RefSeq, a predicted model, not a curated record